This is a messenger RNA of Otolemur garnettii (small-eared galago), 2653 nucleotides long. It is a transcript of the gene ANKRD42, whose product is annotated as ankyrin repeat domain 42. The transcript has 13 exons. The record is from RefSeq and is a predicted model, not a curated record. The coding region runs from base 1 to 2478 and encodes 825 amino acids. Lineage: Eukaryota; Metazoa; Chordata; Mammalia; Primates; Galagidae. Gene Ontology annotation, molecular function: protein binding.
AUGAAGGUGGCAGGAGUCGGGAGGCUGGAAAGCGACUCCGAUAGGGUUUCUGCUGAAGGCGGCGGCCGCCACAGCAGCUCGCGGCAAGGCGCAAACGAAGACGGCGGCCGCCGCACUGGCCACCCCGUGUGGACGGUAAACGGCCGAGAUGGCCAUCGCGACGCCGAGUCAACGGAAAGGGUUAGCCAAGACGGGGAAAGAGAACGUGAAGACGGCGACCGCUGCUCCAAAUUCCCUGCGGGAAGAGUAAGCGAAGACGCCGGUUUCUCCCACAGUGACUCGAGAAGGGUCAGUGAAGACCUAGGCCACCACUGCAGUGUCUCUCGGGAGAGAGUCAGGGGCGACAUUGGCCACUGUCACAGCAGCUCUUGGGAGAGAGUAAGGGGAGAUCGCGGCUUCCGCAGCAGUGACGUGAAUUUAAGUAGAAUCGGUAGCAACCAAACUGGCGACUCCGGGGGAACAGUCAGAGAAAAUCGGGGCCUCUGCCUCAGUGAUACUUGGGAGGAAGUCGGAGAAGUCUGGGGCCCCGGAACCAGUGGCUGUGGGGAGAGAGUAAGUGACGACCGCAGUCGCCGCCUCAGGGGCUUUUGGGAGGGAGCAAGCGUCGACCGCGGCCACAGCCUCAGUUCUUGGGAGGGAGUAAGUGAAGACUGCGGCUACGCAGCUAGCAACUCCUCCGGAGUGAGCGUCGGUGAAGAUUCCGGCCGCCGUCUCAGUGGCUUCUGGGAGAGAGUAAGUGUAGACGAAGCUUCCCGCUUCAGGACCUCUUUGGAGAGAGCAAGGGAGCACCUUGGCUUCUGUCCUAGCGACGACCCGGAAGAGGGCCAUUACCGCCCCGAGGGAUGGGUGAGAGCAAGUGAAGACCGCCGAAGCAGCAGGGGCCUGGGCUCAACUCCUCCCCAGAGACGGAGAGGCUGCACCAUGCCCGGGGUGGCCAAUUCAGGCCCCUCCACUUCUAGGGAGGCUGCAAACCCGUUAGGUACCAGGAGGAAGGUGCAUUUCAGCAGCAUACAUGAUGCAGUAAGAGCUGGAGAUGUAAAGCAGCUUUCAGAAAUAGUGGAACGUGGAGCCAGUAUUAAUGAAGUCGAUGUUCUUCAUAAAUUUACGCCUUUACAUUGGGCAGCACAUUCUGGAAGUUUGGAGUGUCUUCAUUGGCUACUCUGGCAUGGAGCUGACAUCACACAAGUAACAACAAGAGGUUGGACGGCAGCUCACAUAGCUGCAAUCAGGGGUCAAGAUGCUUGUAUGCAGGCUCUUAUAAUCAAUGGAGCAAAUCUGACAGCUCAAGAUGAUCGUGGAUGCACUCCUUUACAUCUUGCUGCAACUCAUGGACAUUCUUUCACUUUACAAAUGAUGCUCCGAAGUGGAGUGGAUCCCAGCAUGACUGAUAAGAGAGAAUGGAGACCUGUACAUUAUGCAGCUUUUCACGGGCGGCUUGGAUGUUUGCAACUUCUUGUUAAAUGGGGAUGUAGCAUAGAAGAUGUGGACUGCAAUGGGAACCUUCCAGUUCAUUUAUCAGCCAUGGAAGGCCACCUUCACUGUUUUAAAUUUCUAUUCAGUAGAAUGAACAGUGCAACACAAGCUUUAAAAGCCUUCAAUGAUAAUGGAGAAAAUGUACUGGACUUGGCCCAGAGGUUCUUUAAGCAGAACAUAUUACAGUUUAUCCAGGGAGUUGAGUAUGAAGGAAAUGAUGCAGAAGAUCAGGAAACUUUAGCAUUUCCAGGUCAUGUUGCUGCCUUUAAGGGUGAUUUGGAAAUGCUUAAGAAAUUAGUAGAAGAUGGAGUAAUCAAUAUUAAUGAGCGUGCUGAUAAUGGAUCAACUCCUAUGCAUAAAGCGGCUGGGCAAGGCCACAUAGAGUGUUUGCAGUGGUUAAUUAAAAUGGGAGCAGAUAGUAACAUUACCAACAAAGCAGGAGAGAGACCCAGUGAUGUUGCUAAGAGGUUUGCCCAUCUGGCAGCAGUGAAACUGUUAGAGGGGCUACAGAAAUAUGAUAUAGAUGAUGAGAAUGAAAUUGAUGAAAAUGACAUGAAAUUUUUUGUAAGACAUGGUGUUGAGGGAAGCACUGAUGCCAAGGAUGAUUUACUUCUGAGUGAGUCAGAUAAAACAGAUGCCCGAGUGAGAGCUUAUAAGAAAAUUACAGAAUUGAGACAACUCCUGGAAAUUGCUGAAAGCAACUAUAAACACUUGGGAGGCAUCACAGAAGAAGAUGUAAAACAGACGAAAGAACAGCUUGAGUCUGAAAAGACCAUCAAAGAACUGCAGGGCCAGCUGGAGUAUGAACGAUUACGUAGAGAAAAAUUAGAAUGUCAGCUGGAUGAAUAUAGAGCAGAGGUGGAUCAACUCAGGGAAACACUGGAAAAAAUUCCUGCCCCCAGCAUUACUCCUAUGGAAGAGAGUUCUUCUUGUGAGUCAAGCAAAGAGAAGAGGAGAGUGAAAAAAAAGAUGUCUUCUAGGGGAAUGUUUGUGAGAAGGUACUAAUUACUGAAAUAAUUUUAAAUAAACUGAUUUUUCUCUUUCAUUUUAAAUAUCGAUAUAAAUGUAAGUGUAUGUAAACUCUUCCCAGGAUUACCCUGGAUGGUCUGCUAUUCCAAUUCUAAAGGCAAAACUACGUAAUAUGGCAGAGAAAUUUUUAAAAUUAUACAGACUCAGUUGU